CAUAUUCACUAAGACUUUAGCUCCGGUUUGCAGGAUGGAUAUACUGUCUUCUGUAGUUGGAACUUAUGUAAACUGGGAUGUCAAAAGUCUGCUUCUCUUUAUUGUAAUUUUUAUUCUCACUGUAGAUUAUAUUAAGAACCGGCAACCGGCUAGCUUCCCUCCAGGACCAUGGGCUCUACCUAUCAUUGGCAACAUUUUCUCUGUAGACCACAGCAGGACCCAUGAGAGUCUGACACAGCUAGCAGGGAAAUAUGGAGAUGUGUUCAGCCUGAGAAUGGGUCAGGAGUGGAUGGUGGUCUUAAAUGGGCAUGAGGUUCUGAGAGAGGCUCUUGUAAAUCAGGGGGACAGUCUGGCUGACCGCCCACCCCUCCCUCUUUUAAUGGACAUGUGCCAUGGUCUUGGUGUUAUUUUAAGUAAUGGACACUUGUGGAAGCAGCAGAGGCGUUUCGCUCUUUCAACUCUCAGAAAUUUUGGACUUGGCAAGAAGACACUUGAACCUGUGAUUCUGGAUGAAUUAACAUAUUGUUUAAAGGAAUUAAAGAGCAAUGAAGGUAAGCCUUUCAAUCCACACCUCCCCAUAAACAACGCUGUCUCCAACAUCAUCUGCUCUCUGGUUUUCGGGCAUCGCUUUGAAUACACUGAUGAGAAGUUCAGGACACUGAUAAGGGACUUUGAAAUGCUGCUUCACUGUGAAACAUCAAUUGACUCACAGUUUUACAACUCAUUCCCUAAGCUGAUGAGAUAUAUACCAGGGAAACAUCAGACGUUCCUGAACUUGUGUAGUGAUGUAAAGGCCUUCAUAAGAGAAGAGCUUAAGGAUCACAAGCAACACUGGGACCCUUCAGACCAACGAGACUACAUCGACUGCUACCUGAAUGAGAUACAGAUGAACAAGGGGAGGGCAGACAGCACUUUUGAUGAAGAGAACUUGGUAGAAUGUGUCUUAGAUCUUUUUGUGGCCGGUUCUGAAACCACAUCCACCACUCUCCGCUGGGCUUUCCUCUUCAUGGCAAAAUACCCUGAAGUCCAGGCUAGAGUCCAGGGUGAAAUAGACAGAGUUAUUGGACAGUCCAGGCCACCAUCAAUGGAAGAUCGUGUAAACCUGCCCUAUACUGAAGCAGUCAUCCACGAGGUCCAGAGAAUGGGCAACAUAGUUCCUCUCAGUGUCCCACAUAUGACCAACAAAGAUAUUCAACUGAGAGGCUACACUAUCCCAAAGGGGAUCACAGUCAUUCCCAAUUUGACCUCAGUCCUAUUUGACAAGAACGAUUGGGAGACACCCUUCACCUUCAACCCCAGACACUUUCUGAAUGAGGAGGGCAAGUUUGUAAAGAAAGCUGCUUUCAUCCCUUUUUCUGCAGGAAAGCGGCAGUGUCUUGGUGAGAACCUUGCAAAGAUGGAGCUUUUUCUUUUUUUCACCUCAUUCAUGCAGCACUUCACCUUCUCCAUGCCUGCUGGGGUGAAACCAGUGCUGGACUUCGUCUUUGGGAGCACUCUGGCUCCAUGUCAUUAUGAAAUCUGUGCAACCCCACGCAUAUAAAAGAUGUGGUUGACAAAGAAUACCCCGCACACCAUCUUGCUUUUUGUUUUUAUUGAAACUAGGGCCAUUAACAUUAACGCAUUAACGCCCGUGAUUAAUCUUGAAACC
Cheilinus undulatus (humphead wrasse) is the source of this 1648-nucleotide messenger RNA. Its product is annotated as cytochrome P450 2J6-like. Gene Ontology annotation, molecular function: oxidoreductase activity, acting on paired donors, with incorporation or reduction of molecular oxygen, reduced flavin or flavoprotein as one donor, and incorporation of one atom of oxygen; iron ion binding; heme binding. The transcript has 9 exons. The record is from RefSeq and is a predicted model, not a curated record. Gene Ontology annotation, biological process: xenobiotic metabolic process. NCBI's taxonomy places the organism in Eukaryota, Metazoa, Chordata, Actinopteri, Labriformes, Labridae. Gene Ontology annotation, cellular component: cytoplasm; intracellular membrane-bounded organelle. The coding region runs from base 35 to 1540 and encodes 501 amino acids.